Molecule: messenger RNA, 3824 nt
Organism: Limanda limanda (common dab)
Lineage: Eukaryota; Metazoa; Chordata; Actinopteri; Pleuronectiformes; Pleuronectidae
Product: NACHT, LRR and PYD domains-containing protein 12-like
Exons: 11
Coding region: 329-3112 (927 amino acids)
Molecular function (GO): protein binding
Source: RefSeq, a predicted model, not a curated record
CUCAGAAGCAGAUUCCCCAGCUCUGGAGUCACGUGAUUUCCAGUAACUGCAGAGAGGAGGAGGAGCCUCGAGUUAAAGUGAAAGUGUUCAGACUAGUUCUAACUACAAGGAGCAGACGGAGGAGACGUGAAGUCUGAGGCUGAUAAACAUUGAAGCUGGUGUGAAAGAUCAUUUCACUGAGUUCUGCUGUAAACUGAGCGCAGAACGAGAAGGAAAUAGACCAGACCUUGAAUAUCUAGACAAGCAGCGCGGCCUGAAAGGUCAGGACCACAGACUGAGAGCAGAGUCUCCAGGGUCCAGCUGUCUGUCUCUGAAGAGUGACUGGUUCAUGGAUCCUCCUCCACACUUCAGUAAAGAACCUGGACCCUCACACACAGAGGAGAGGAAGAGGAGUCAUGUUUCUGAGGAGGAGCAGUCGUCCUGCUGUGCUUCGUGUCAGGACGUCCUGAAGGAUCCAGUCUCCACCAGCUGUGGACACUGGUUCUGCAGACAGUGCAUCACCUCAUACUGGGACCAGUCUGGUUCUUCAGGAGACUCCUCCUGUCCCCAGUGUGGACAAAGAUCCAGAACAGGAGCUGGAGCUCAGACAGCCGCAGAUCGUGGUCUGCAGGAGGUUUUAGGUGACCAUAAGCUCAGUCUUAGGAGGAGGUGUGAACAUGUGACUGAAGGAAGUGAUGAAACAGGAAGUAGAACCCUCCUCAACAGGAUCUACACUGACCUCUACAUCACAGAGGGACAGAGUGAAGAGGUUAAUACUGAACAUGAGGUGAGGCAGCUUGAGACGGCUUCCAAGAAGAAGAUCCUCCACGACACUCCCAUCAAGUGCCAUGACAUCUUUAAAGCCUCCACUGACCAGCAGAGCAGCAUCAGAGUCGUCCUGACCAACGGCGUCGCUGGCGUUGGAAAAACCUUCUCGGUGCAGAAGUUCACUCUGGACUGGGCAGAGGGUUUAGAAAACCAGGAUGUGGGUCUGCUGACUGUGCUUUCGUUCAGGGAGCUGAACCUGGUGCAGGACCAGCAGCACAGUCUCCUCACGCUGCUCCGUGUUUUCCAUCCAGCGUUACUGAAGCUCACGGCAGAGACGCUCGCUGUCUGUAAACCUUUGUUCAUCUUUGACGGCCUGGAUGAAAGCAGACCUUCUCUGGACUUCAACCACAGGGAGCUUGUAUCUGAGGUCACACACAGGUCAUCAGUCAACGUGCUGCUGACAAACCUCAUCCGGGGGAAUCUGCUUCCCUCGGCUCUCGUCUGGAUCACCUCCAGACCUGUGGCGGCCAAUCAGAUCCCUCCUGCAUGUGUUGACAGGGUCACAGAAGUACGAGGCUUCACUGACGCCCAGAAGGAGGAGUACUUCAGGAGGAGAUUCAGUGAUGAAGAGCUGUGCAGCAGAAUCAUCUCACACAUCAAGACGUCCAGGAGCCUCCACAUCAUGUGUCAAAUCCCAGUCUUCUGCUGGAUCAGUGCUACAGUUCUGGAGCACAUGUUGACCACAGACCAGAGAGGAGAGCUGCCCAAGACCCUGACUGACCUGUACUCACACUUCCUGCUGGUUCAGACAAAGAGAAAGAACAACAAGUACGAGGGACAUGAGACGACUCCACAGCAGCUGACGGAGGCUGACAGGGACGUUCUCCUGCCUCUGGGGAGGCUGGCACUUAAACAUCUGAGGAAAGGAAACAUCAUGUUCUACCAAGAAGACCUGGAGCUGUGUGGUCUUAAUGUCACAGAGGCCUCGGUGUACUCAGGAGUUUUUACUGAGAUCUCCAGAAGAGAGUGUGUGAUCUUCCAGAAAUCAGUCUACUGCUUUGUUCAUCUGAGCGUUCAGGAGUUUCUGGCUGCAGUCUACAUGUUCCACUGUUACACCGAGAGGAACAGAGAAGAAGUCAACAACUUCUUGGGAACAUGUGGGGACACAGACAGUACCUUCUCCCUAGAUGACCUCCUGAAGAAGACCAUGGAGAAAUCCUUCACUAGUACAAAUGGUCAUCUUGACCUGUUUGUUCGCUUCCUUCACGGCCUCAGUCUGGAGUCCAACCAGAGAGUCUUAGGAGGUCUGCUGGGUCGGACAGGGAACAAUCCAGAGAUCCUCCAGAGAAUCAUCAACAACCUGAAGGAGAUGAAGACUGAUGACAUUUCUCCUGACAGAAGCAUCAACAUCUUCCACUGUCUGACUGAGAUGAACGACCACUCAGUUCAUCAGCAGAUGAAACAGUUCCUGACGUAUGGGAACACAUGGAAGGAGAAACUCUCUGAGAUCCACUGCUCAGCUCUGGCCUACAUGCUGCAGAUGUCUGAGGAGGUUCUGGAUGAGUUGCACCUGGGGAUGUUCAACACAUCAUACCAGGGUCGACAGAGACUGAUCCCAGCUGUGAGGAACUGCAGGAAGGCUCGACUCACUGGUUGUUUCCUCUCAGAGACUCACUGGGAAGUCGUAUCCUCAGCUCUGAAGUCAGACCCCUCACAUCUGAGAGAACUGGAUCUGUGUGGAAGCCACCUGCAGGAUUCAAAAGUGAAGCUGCUGUGUUCUGGACUGGAGAGUCCAAACUGUCGACUGGAGACUCUGAGACUCUGUGGUUGUGGACUCUCAGAGACUCACUGUGAAGUCGUAUCCUCAGCUCUGAAGUUAGACCCCUCACAUCUGAGAGAACUGGAUCUGAGUGGAAACGACCUGAAGGAUUCAGGAGUGAAGCUGCUGUGUUCUGGACUGGAGAGUCCAAACUGUCGACUGGAGACUCUGGGGUUGAGUCUCUGCGGACUGUCAGAGAUCAGCUGUUCUUCUCUGGCUUCAGCUCUGAGGUCAAACCCCUCUCAUCUGACAAAACUGGAUCUGACUGAAAACAAGCUGCAGGACUCAGGAGUGAAGGAGCUGUGUGGUUUUCUACAGAGUCCAACCUGUCGACUGGAGACUCUGACGUUGAUGUGGUGCAGUCUAUCAGAGAUCAGCUGUUCUUCUCUGGCUUCAGCUCUGAGGUCAAACCCCUCUCAUCUGAGAGAACUGAAUCUGUGCUUCAACGACCUGCUGGACUCAGCAGUGAAGGAGCUGCUUGAUCUACAGCAGAGUCCAACCUGUCGACUGGAGACUCUGAGCUGGUGGGGGUCUUCGUUGGACUGAGAGUGAAGAGGACAUUGUGUGUGGACGGAGGCUGAGCUGUGUCCUGAGGAUCCAGAGGCUGAAGCAGCAGCAGCUUGUGUGUAGUCUCCAAUCUACACAACCCCUAAUCUGCAUGUGUUUGUGAGAUGAAGCCGGAGCACCUGGAGAAAACACGUGGAGAACAUGCAGACUCCACACAGGAAGACCCAUCUGAACCGGAUUCAAACCAGCAACCUUCCUGCCCCGAUUGUGUUUAUUCACAUGAAGAAUGUGUUUAUUGAAAUGACACAACACAAGCAGAAUAUACAAACCCUCUUUAAAGAGUCACAUCCAGUGUGUUUAAGUUUGUCUUUAUUAUUUUCCACCUUUGUCCCUCAGUCUGUCUCCAUGUGUGUAGAACCACAUUCUGUGUAUAUGUUUGUUUAUGAUCUUAAUGUUCCUGGAUUCACGUAACAAAUUGAUUUAGCUCCACACAAAGUUCAACACAUUGACGUUUUCAUUUCUGCAUCAGGUGCAGAGCGGUGGUGGCUUUUCUACUUUUGACCCACAGGUGGCGCUGCAGUAUAACAGCAGCACAUCCCAGUCAAAGCCUUUAUAUUCAGUCUAUGAGUCAAACACAUGGAUCAUUUCCUCUGUGACAAACCAGAUGUAACAAGAAGAAACACAUCUCAGAGAGAAAAGUUCUGUUUCUACUUGUCUCUGAUUUAAUGCUCAAUAAACAUCCUUCCACCGA